Molecule: messenger RNA, 843 nt
Organism: Triticum turgidum subsp. durum (durum wheat)
Lineage: Eukaryota; Viridiplantae; Streptophyta; Magnoliopsida; Poales; Poaceae
Source: the annotation of a GenBank genome assembly
AUGGGCCCUGGCAGCGCCUGGGGGUGCUCCGAGGAGAGCACAACCCACCAGGGCGUGCCAGGAGGCCCACGCGCGCCCUGGUCGCGCCGCUUCCGGGGCUUCGCCGACUGCGUCGCCCGCACCGUGCGGGACGAGGGCGUGCUCUCGCUCUGGCGCGGCAACGGCACCGCCGUCAUCCGCUACUACCCCUCCGUCGCCCUCAACUUCUCCCUCAAGGAUCUGUACAGGAGCAUACUGAAAGACGCGGGAACCUCAGCAGACAAUAAGUUCGCAUCAAUUGCUCUCGCCAACUUCAUCGCUGGUGCCGCCGCCGGAUGCACGACUCUGGUCAUCAUUUACCCACUCGACAUAGCUCAUACCCGCCUUGCAGCCGACAUUGGCCAAACAGACGCCCGCCAGUUCAAGGGCAUCCGGCACUUCAUCCAAACCAUCUACAAGAAGAACGGCAUCCGCGGCAUCUACAGAGGGCUACCCGCAUCUCUCCACGGGAUGGUCGUGCACCGGGGCCUAUACUUUGGAGGCUUUGACACGGCAAAGGACACGCUGGUGCCGCUGGACUCCCUGCUGUGGCAGCGCUGGGUGGCGGCGCAGGCGGUCACCUCCACGGCGGGGCUCAUCUCGUACCCGCUGGACACGGUGCGGCGAAGGAUGAUGAUGCAGUCAGGGAUGGAGGUGCAGAUGUACAGCGGCACCCUCGACUGUUGGAGGAAGAUCUACAAGGCGGAGGGGGUCAAGUCGUUCUACCGGGGCGCGCUGUCGAACAUGUUCCGGAGCACCGGCGCGGCCGCCAUACUCGUGCUGUACGACGAGGUGAAGAAGUUCAUGAACGGGGGUAGGUUGUGA